CACCUCCCUUCAGUGCACAUGCAGCUUCAGUUGCAGCUUUAGUUGCAGGUGGACCAGCAUGUCGGGAUGGAAACUGUGCUUUGUUCUGCUGCUGUACCUCCCGGUUUGCUUUAACUCUGAAGUGAGUGAAUUUAAAACCAUCGGGAGAGGACCUGACGUCACUCCCAUCUGCAGUAAUGCAACAGAGGCCAUAACGCUCAUAGUGUGUAAGAUCAGAACUAACAGGACUGGAGCAGAGUGUCGUCUGCUGUAUCGACACGGAGGAGACUUUGAGAACAAAUGUGACUCCAGGUUCACUCUGAAGAUGGAGAAUCAGACCGUGUUUCUCCACCUGACUGGUCUCACACCAGUGGACAGUGGGAGCUACACCUGUGAGUGUUCACGUGUGGGCGAGACCGUUACCCUCCAUCUGAAUAUCACUGUGGAAGGGGAAGAAGAGAGAGAGAGCGGCGUGACGUCACACACGCGGCUUCUAAACGCGUUGAUCGGUGCAACAACAGUCAUCUGUAUAACUGCAGUUAUCUUUGGGUUGAUCUACAGGGGAAAACGUCACAGAAGACAAACAGAACCACCGCACACUCCUGAAAACACGGAGGCAGAAGCCAUCGCGCUGUACAGCACCGUCAUGCGGAGGGACAACGUGCUUUAUUCAACUGUCGGCCCACACAACUGUCUCCACAACAGCAAUCAGUCAAACACGUCCACCACAGAGGACACUCGUCCAGAGGCUCUUCUGUAGAGCUCCAGCUCUGCUGCUUCCAAUCCGGGUGAAGUGAGACCUGCUGUCCACUAGGUGGCACGCUUUGCUUUGUGAUGAAUGUAGCGUUAUUAAAUUGUAACGCGGUCAUCAUAAGAAACAACGAAUUAUCUAAAAAGAAAUAAACAGCUGAAGCUAAACAUGUUGUUCCCGUCUCUGAAUCGGUCUCAUAUUAUAUUUAGAAUAACUACCAAAUAGUGCAGUUAUCAUGUUAUCGGCCAUUUUCCUCUUUAGAUAUUCCUGAUCCCUUAUUGUAACUAGAGAUGCUCCGAACA
Messenger RNA from Gasterosteus aculeatus aculeatus (three-spined stickleback), 1032 nucleotides. Lineage: Eukaryota; Metazoa; Chordata; Actinopteri; Perciformes; Gasterosteidae. The record is from RefSeq and is a predicted model, not a curated record.